Messenger RNA from Andrographis paniculata, 1872 nucleotides. RefSeq lists its product as uncharacterized. The transcript has 14 exons. Gene Ontology annotation, cellular component: cytoplasm. The record is from RefSeq and is a predicted model, not a curated record. Gene Ontology annotation, biological process: biosynthetic process. Lineage: Eukaryota; Viridiplantae; Streptophyta; Magnoliopsida; Lamiales; Acanthaceae. The coding region runs from base 437 to 1684 and encodes 415 amino acids.
UCUGUAUCUGUAUCUGUAUCUGUAUCUGAUCGACUCCAUUUUCGACAUUCUGUCUUCACUCUCAUUCCAUUCCAUUUCAAUAUCACUUCUCCGCGACGCCAUUAAUGGCAUUCACAGCAGCAGCAGCAACAGCUACAGCUACAGCCCCCACAUGGGGAUGACAUGCCGCUGUCAGAACUACCCUACCCCCCUCUACCCUUCCAAUAAAUAUCUUUCUUUCACUCUUUCCAAUUCCAUAAAAUUUUCAGUCACAGAUCAAAUUUCGAAUCUAAUCUCAUCUCCACUGCACUGCUCUGCAUCCAUUCGGAGAUGUUCUGUUCGUCCCCUCUGUUUUACCGCUAAUGGAGGAGGAGUUUCAAUGUUUCAUCACUACUUGAAUUCAAACUACACUCUGCGGUAACCGUCGUAAAUCAGAAUUUCCAGAUCGGGAUUAUCAAUGGGGAGCUCCGAGGAGAGAGUUGUGGCUGUAAUCAUGGUCGGCGGACCUACCAAAGGAACCAGAUUCAGACCGCUCUCGUUGAACACUCCCAAACCCCUCUUUCCAUUGGCCGGACAGCCGAUGGUUUAUCAUCCAAUUUCUGCCUGCAAACAGAUCCCUAAUCUCGCACAGAUCUACCUUAUUGGUUUCUACGAAGAACGCCAGUUUGCUCUGUUCGUCUCCUCCAUUUCCAACGAGCUUAGAGUUCCUGUUAGGUACUUAAGAGAGGAUAAGCCACACGGUUCAGCCGGCGGCCUCUAUAAUUUUCGAGACUUGAUCAUGGAAGAUAGCCCGUCGCACAUUUUCUUGCUGAAUUGCGACGUUUGUUGCAGCUUUCCGUUGCCUGAGAUGCUCGAGGCGCAUAAGUCGUACGGUGGGAUUGGGACGAUUUUGGUGAGCAAGGUGUCGCCGGAGUCGGCGAAUCAGUUCGGGGCACUUGUAGCCGACACCGUCACAAAUGAACUGCUGCACUACACGGAGAAACCCGAAACUUUUGUGAGCGACCGUAUAAAUUGUGGCGUGUAUGUAUUCACUCCCGAUAUCUUUACAGCCAUUCAAGGCGUUUCGACCCAAAGAAAAGAUCGAGCUACGCUGAGGCGACUAUCGAGUUUCGAAGCGCUUCAACCGGCGCACAGGAGUUUUCCAUCGGACUUUGUUCGAUUAGAUCAGGACAUUCUAUCACCAUUUGCCGGGAAGAAGCAGCUGUACGUGUACGAAACCUCGGAUUUCUGGGAACAGAUUAAAACCCCCGGAAUGUCCCUGAAAUGCUCUGGGCUGUACCUCGCCCAGUAUCGGUUCACCUCCCCCCAUCUCCUGGCCGGCGGAGACGGUAAAACCAAGGCUUCAAUUUCCGGCGACGUCUAUAUUCAUCCGUCUGCAAAAGUUCAUCCAACGGCAAAGAUUGGCCCCGACGUUUCGAUCUCGGCAAAUGCUCGGAUCGGAGCGGGUGUGAGGCUCGUCAACUGCAUUAUCCUCGACGAUGUCGAGAUCAAGGAAAAUGCGGUUGUGAUCCAUGCCAUCGUCGGGUGGAGAUCCUCGAUCGGAAGAUGGUCCCGAGUCCAGGCAACGGGCGAUCACAAUGCAAAGCUCGGGGUUACAAUCCUCGGCGAAUCGGUCGGAGUCGAAGACGAAGUGGUGGUUACCGGCAGCAUUGUACUUCCGAACAAGACUCUGAAUGUCAGCGUUCACGGCGAGAUUAUACUGUAAGAUUACUUCCUACAACCUCUCUCUGUGUUGUUAAUUAGUCAGUCUUUUGGUACAUAGACAUCAUCUAUAGGUAAAUUAUUCAUAUAUACCUUUGAUUAUUUUGGAAAAUUCGAUCUGCUGGGAAUUUGUUGUUCUACUUUCUAAUGUUUAGUUACCAAUAAAUAAAUAAUACUCUCUCGAUCGUGGAA